Molecule: messenger RNA, 3737 nt
Organism: Salpingoeca rosetta
Lineage: Eukaryota; Choanoflagellata; Craspedida; Salpingoecidae
Exons: 10
Coding region: 111-3416 (1101 amino acids)
Molecular function (GO): protein binding
Source: RefSeq, a predicted model, not a curated record
AACAAAGCAGCGCGUUGAGUUGUCGUCGUCCAUUUUGUCGUCGUCUUCUUCCAGUCACUCACGAACACGUCACAACAAGCCACAAGGAGAAAAGACGACGCGCCGUCGCCAUGUCCGGCGGAGAGAAGAGAGCGAGGGAGGAGGUGGAGGCGUUGCUGGCGCAGACGAAGCUGAAGGAUGGGGUGAAGGAAGAGAUCAGGGCCAUCGCCAACAACACGUGUGGGGACAAUGUGGGCUUGGGUGGUUAUGGCCUCGGCGUCAUUGAGGCGCGUGCGGUGGCCGAGGCGCUCAAGGACAACACCUGCCUCGAAACGCUCCUCCUGUGGGACAACAACAUCGGCGAUGAGGGCGCUGUGGCGUUGGCGGAGAUGCUGAAGCACAACACGACCAUGACAUGGCUCAACCUGAACAACAACUCCAUCGGCGAUGAGGGUGCUGUGGCGUUGGCGGAGAUGCUGAAGCACAACACGACCCUCACAUGGCUCGGCCUGUUUGGCAAUGACAUCGGCCCUGAGGGCGCUGUGGCGUUGGCGGAGAUGCUGAAGCAAAACACGACCCUCACAUGGCUCGGCAUUUACCACAAUGGUAUCACGGAGUCUGGCAUGGUGAAUGUGCUGAAGCAGCUGCAAGGCAUCGACGCCAAGGCCAAGAUUCUGCUGUACGAGGACAAGCUCAAAUCCUCCACCGCCGUCGCCCGUGCACUGGCCACUCUCCGCACCAAGCAGCCACACUUCGACGUUGUCUUCGCUGAUUUCGAAACAGAGGACAGGUUCGACUCUUCCGCCAAAGCCGCCUAUCAAGAGCAGCUCGAUCUUCUGAAGCUGCUUGAAACCGGCUCCGUCCCUCUUGAGACAGCAAAGGUGUUUGUAUGCGGCGAUUACGGCAUUGGCAAAAGCACCAUGAUCAAGUCCCUGCCAGGCAGCCUGUUUCGCCGCUUCACACGCACCAUCUUCCAACCAGCAAAUGACCCAGACCGCCGAAACGAGCGCACGCCCGGCAUUCGAGUCUGUGAAAUGAAGUUGAAAGACACCACAAGCCAAGGCAACGACGGUGACAACGCUGCGUCUCUUCGCGUGUAUGAUUUUGGCGGGCAGCUCGCAUAUCACGUCAUCCACACGCUGAUGAUGUCGGAUCGCUUCGCUGCCUUUGUCGUCUGUGUCGACCUGUCUGAGCCGAAAGAACAUGUGAAGGAGCGCGCCAACUACUGGCUGCAGUUCAUCUGCACACGUCUCCAGCAAGGCAUGGCAGCCGCUUCAGCAACGGCGGGCGGCGGCGAGACAGAAGAUGCCAUGGAAGAGGUGAAGCCGCGAGUGCUCAUUGUGGGCACCAAGAGAGACCUUGCUCGCAAGAAAAGACUUGUGGAUGCGAAUGGGCAGCCGCCGUGGGGCGCAGCGAUGGUCGCGCACCUACAGCACACCUUCGGCAGCAUCAUCGAUAUCCAAGCUACUCUUACCCCGCUCAACUGUCAUCAGGGUGGCGAGGCUGGUUUUGACGUGCUCCGAUCACAGCUUGUUGACCAUUGGCGGUGGCUGAAAGGACUCAAAAUGCUGGUGCCACAGGUGGUGAAUGAAGUGGCAGGGGCCUUAAAGAAAGCAGCGAAGAGCAAGGCGAUGUGGCGCGUGGAUGAUUUAUUGGACUUUGUUCGAGGCAGCGGGAAUGGCAUCGACCUCAUCUCGAUGAUCCACGAGGACCCCUUUCACCAAACACUCAGGUACCUCCACUCGCGCGGUGAUCUUCUGUGGUAUUCCAACACCCCAUCCUUGGCGGAUUUCAUCUUCGUCGACCCGAACUGGCUGCUUCAUGACGUGUUGGGGAGAGCGCUGACGCCAGAUGGCGUGCAACAAGGCUCCAUUACCACGAAAGGCGUCGUGACCUUCACGGACCUGGAGACCGCAUUCCGAGGCAUUGCUAGCGCAGACCUCGUCAUCAACGUCCUGCAGCACACGCUCCUCUGCUUCGAGCUGCCGCCUUCGGACGAUGGCCAGCGGCAAUUCAUGCUGCCGAGCCAUGUUGAGAAGGAGGUCGAUCUUGACGAUGCCUGGCCUCGAACGGGCUUCUGGCCCGUCUACAGUGGACGACUGCUGGUGGUCGAGAGCAAGGCACUUGCGUUACCACCGGGCUUCUUCCCGCACGUGCAGACUUUGUUGCACAAUUCGUUUGGCACAAACCUUAGGGUGUGGAAGAAUGCCUUCUGCUGCAAGCGUGAUGGUGUGCAGUGCCUUGGCCUGCUGCGGGGCGAUCGAGAAGUGGAUGUGUGGGUGAGGGCACCCGGCGGCGCAGAGCACAAGGCCCUGCCAUUCAUGACAAAAGUGCUGUGUUUGCUGCAAGAGGAAGCAAGGGGGAUUGACCAUGUCCACCUCGUCCUCAGCACGAAACACCUGAAGCGCCACGAAAACCACCCAGCCGCGCACAAGCUCGAGGCCCUGACGGACAAGGGCACAGACGAGCUCGUCACGUCCACGCACCACAGGGAAGGCCAGAACCCAGUGUCCGAUCGCGUUGGCGAUCUGCUGCUGCAAGCACCCACGCAACAAUCACCCGUCAUGCCCUCCUGGCAAUUGCGCGAUCACGAGUGGCACCACCGCGCGUGGCGGCUUGAUGACACCUUUGAUGAGCAGCUUCCGUGGAGCGGACCGAGUGAACAUGGCGUGUAUUCAGCACCGCUGCCACCAGACACAGACCUCUACCGGUGGAUAGAGAGUCAGAUGGCGCCGGGCCUCACCCUGUCGCGCGUAGAGAUGACCAAGUCCACCACAAUGCUCGAUGCCUUUCACACCGAAAUGAAGAAAUCGGCGACUCGUCGUGGUGGUCAAAAGCCCUUCAACAAGGACUUUGGGGCUGGCGAUCCGGAGAAACAAGGCAUGCUCAAUCGGCUCAAGACGCAGUUUGCAGAAACACCCGACAGCGUGAAGCACGUCAACGUGCUGAUUGGUUUCCACGGCUGUGACGAGGCUGUCGCCGACGACAUCACCGCCGCGGGUACCGCCAACCUCAGUAACCCGAACGACCCUGGCUUCUUUGGUGCUGGCAUCUACCUCACGCCGCAAGCCAAUUGCGCGGCUGGCUACGCAACCACCCUGCUGACUGGGAAUUGGCGCCCGCCCAACGCAGACGGGGAGCACGUGAUGCUCCUGUGCGCUGUCAGCGUCGGCCUCGCAUACCCGAUCACCAGGAGUAAGGACUACCCAUCGUCUGGGGAAAACAAGUGCAAGAAGUUCUGGGGCAAACCGCUGCAUAAAGGCUGCAACACCCACUACAUCCAAGUCACAAAGCGCAUGGGCUACCAAUCCACCAGAGCGCCCACACCUGGCACCUUUGACUUUGAGGAGUAUGUAGUCUCACAAGAGGCGCAGGUCUUGCCAUUUGCGAAAGUGUUUGUCAAGGUGAACAAAGCAGCACUCACAGCGCAACUCUAGCCACAUGUGUGCAUGUGUGUGUCUGUGUGUGUGUGUGUGUGUCUGUUUGCCUGCCUGCAUCCUACCAUUUAGUUUCCCCCGCCUUUGUUGUGUGACGACACACCGUUACCCUUUGUUCACGAGGAGCUUGCACGUUGGAGCGUUGGCACUUUGCUUGCUGUUUUGUUCUGUGCAUCGCCUCAUCGCGUGAUUGGAGCUUUGUUGUCGAGCGUGUUCAUUUGGUGGCAAGACAAGAAAGUCCUGUGUAUGUCGUGAUGUGAACCCAGUCCGUCCUUCCGUCGUCAACACCUCUUCUUAGAGCUUAUUAGAGAGAACCACUGA